Molecule: messenger RNA, 7671 nt
Organism: Canis lupus familiaris (dog)
Lineage: Eukaryota; Metazoa; Chordata; Mammalia; Carnivora; Canidae
Gene: VAPB
Product: VAMP associated protein B and C
Exons: 6
Coding region: 207-938 (243 amino acids)
Biological process (GO): endoplasmic reticulum membrane organization
Cellular component (GO): endoplasmic reticulum membrane; plasma membrane
Molecular function (GO): FFAT motif binding
Source: RefSeq, a predicted model, not a curated record
GGCACCGCGGCCUCGCCCUCGCCCUCCGCCCCUGCGCCUGCACCGCGUAGGCCGCCCCCCCCCGCGCGCGCCCCGCAGACGACCCCCGCCCGCGUCCCGGCCGGCCCCCCCUUUCCGAAUUUAAAGGGGGCGCAGCAUUAACGCCUCCCGCCCCAGGUGACCUCUCAGGGGGUCCCCCCGGCAGAGCUGCCCCGCCGCUGAGGAACAUGGCGAAGGUGGAGCAGGUCCUGAGCCUCGAGCCGCAGCACGAGCUCAAAUUCCGAGGUCCCUUCACUGAUGUCGUCACCACCAACCUAAAGCUUGGCAACCCAACAGACCGAAAUGUGUGUUUUAAAGUGAAGACCACGGCACCACGUAGGUACUGCGUGAGGCCCAACAGUGGGAUCAUCGAUGCAGGGGCCUCCAUUAAUGUAUCUGUGAUGUUACAGCCUUUCGAUUAUGACCCCAAUGAGAAAAGUAAACACAAGUUUAUGGUUCAGUCUAUGUUUGCUCCGACUGACACUUCUGAUAUGGAAGCAGUAUGGAAGGAGGCAAAACCGGAAGACCUUAUGGAUUCAAAACUUAGAUGUGUGUUUGAAUUGCCAGCAGAAAAUGAUAAACCACAUGAUGUAGAAAUAAAUAAAAUUAUACCCACAACUGCAUCAAAGACAGAAACACCAACGGUGUCUAAAGCUCUGAGUUCUUCUUUGGAUGACACUGAAGUUAAGAAGGUGAUGGAAGAGUGUAAGAGGCUGCAGGGUGAAGUGCAGAGGCUCCGGGAGGAAAACAAGCAAUUCAAGGAGGAAGAUGGACUCCGGAUGAGGAAGACAGCUCAGAGCAACAGCCCUGUGCCUGUGUUAGCUCCAGCUGGGAAGGAGGAGGGCCUCAGCGCCCGGCUCCUCGCCCUCGUGGUUUUGUUCUUCAUCGUCGGUGUGAUCAUAGGGAAGAUCGCCUUGUAGAGGCAGUGGGCACAGGGCGGCACACUGGAUUGAUGGGCCCGCCAUCCCCUGGGCUUUGACUUUAUCAUAACCAUGUGUAAAAAAGAAGUUCAUGUAUGAUGACAUCUCACAGGUCUUGCCUUUAAAUUACUCCCUCCCUGCGCGUGCGCACGCGUGCACAUACACACACACAAUUAUAACGUAACAAUCCUUUAGAGAGUUAAAAAUGUAUAGUAAAUGAUUGGGGGAAAAGAAUGGUCUUUAUUAAUGACAAGGGAAACCGUGAUUAAAUCGUAAUGGCAUGUCGUGUCAUUUUAAACAUGUGUAGCCUUGGUACAUGUGGCUGGGUUGAUUACUUCUCUUAGAACAAGACACUCUUCCUGCCUGUUGGUGCCGGGCCUUGGGGAGCUGGAACCCAGUGCGGUGGGGAGGGCCGUCACCUCCACAUAGCAAGCCCCACCCACUCACUCACUCUCUGGGCUGCUGCUCCACGUUCUGUCCCCAGCUGUCGGUUCCUUGGGACUGAUGAACAGGGUCAGAAGCCAAUGGCAUUGUGCUGUGGCAGUGUCAGAUCUGCCCAUCAGGAGCGAGAGGCAGUGGGAGGCAGCAGGAGGUGGACUGACCCAACACUUUGGAAAUGAAAGUCAAUGCUUUGUUCUCUUAAAGGGACCAAGCUAAAUUACUGUUGGUUCAUGUAGUGAGAUUGAAUUGUUAUUCAGAGAUGUUUAAUGCAUAUUUAACUUAUUUAAUGUAUCUCAUCUCAUGUUUCCUUAUUGCCACAAGAUUAUAAUUAAUGCUGUGGCCUAAAAAUCACCUGUGCUACCUAAUGCCAGUGGGUGACGCUGGCACUGCUGCUGGAGAGCUGUGGGCUCCUCUCUCUCUCUCUCUCUCUCUCUCUCUCUCUCUCUCUCUCUCUCGAGGUUCUGGGCUCUAUGUAAGCUUGGAGGUGUGGUUUAUUGGAAUGUUGUAGAACAGCUGCCAGAAGUGUUUCACUGUGUAAAUAAAUAACAACUGUCAAAGAGAGGGAAGUCCUUAGUAGCAACAGUCAACUCUGUUACCCUUUCUAACUGGAGAAGACUAGCUGAUCUUGUUUUUUUCCCUCAUUACCCCUCAGCCGCCACUCAUUCUUCCAGCACAUGUGCCCCAAGUCUGGUCCUGACCUUUCCCAUGUGGCCCUUGCUUGGAAUGAGGCAGCAGAAUGGUAGCAGACAGGGAACCAGCUGGGUGGGGGCGGGAGAGGGGUGAGAGGCUCCAGAUAAUCGUCAAGUAGUGAUUGAGAGUUUGACUGUAAAUUAAUUUUAUGCCAUAAAAGACCAAUCCAAUUCUGUUUGACUAUGUAGCAUCUUAAAAAGAAAAAAAAUUAAAAUAAAGCCCCAGAAUUAAGAGUUCUUUUGUCAUUUUGUCACACUUGCUAUAGGGGGGAAAUUAUUAUCCUUAUGAUCCUCAAUAUUAUUUUGUUAUUGGAAGGUUGGUUUUAAAAUGAGCCCUAUCAAUUCAAUGAGAAAUAUAUAUGUUUAAUGAUUUGAAGUGUGUGUGUGUGUGUGUGUGUGUGUGUACUAUUGGCUUCAACUGAGAGUGUAAAAAUAAAACUGCUGAAAAAUCUUUAAGCAGCUGGUCACCCUUACCUUUCCAUUGCUUUGCCCCUCAGUAGAAAGAAAUGUCUCCUCUGUGUCAAGGAGCCAUGCAGAAGAUUAGGGACCGGCAUGCUGAGCAUGGCUCCGGGAAAUGGGUGGGUUUGAAAAGACAGUCAUCAAAAGGAAGACAGUUCUUAGAAGUCAUCCACUUGAGUCACAUUUCUCCUGAGCUUGGCCAGGGCAAAAGGGCCUCGCUUCUGGCCCUGAGGAUCUGAUCAGGGACCUAGAGCCUGAGAGGCUGGGUGUCUGUGGUCUAAGUAAGUAGCUUCUGUCUUCAUGAGAAGUUACUAUAUCCCGAGUACUCAUGGGGAACAUGAUCAGACCUGGUUCUCAGCCACCUGCCUGGUGGUCGGUCUGCGUGGAGUGUGUGCACAUGGAGGGCUGCCCAAGUAGAAGUUAGUCCUGGUACUGUCCAUGUGGAUCCAGGGACUUUGAGAACAGGGUGAAAAGACUGUGCCUUCUGCCAUUAAUUUUCUGUAAGUGGAGUACAGUCUGUCCAAGUGUGUGAGCUGUAGCGAACCAGUCUUCUUAGCUUCCAGCAGCUCAUGGCCUCAAAAGGACCAUGAUUAGGAGGGUCUCAGACUGUUCCUGGGAGUGCAGCACAGUCCCAUUUCCCUGGAGCAGGGCUCUGUAGACUUUUUCUCAGGGAGUGUGGCUGUGUGUUCCCAUGGACUUUAUUCACAAAAGCAGCUGGUAGGAUUUGGCCUAUGAGGCUGGAAUUUGCCCGUGCGUGCACGGAGACGACUAAGUUCUUAAAAAGAGUGCCUCAGAUAUCUAUUCUUUUCCAGGUCUUGGGAAGUGACUUAGCGUCUUAUGUAUUUGUAGGAGACGACAUUCAGCUUCUCAGAAGAUGUGGGCCUUUUGUUUGUAGCUGAAAAUCAGAAUUACAGAUCCCCAGUUAUCUUUCCAACUAAUCCUCCUGUAAAAUCUCUCUUUCCUUUAGAGAUUAUGAUUUGGUGACGGCAUCUUAAUUUAUGAAGCUUUUUUGGCUGAACAGAAGGGAGCUCCCCCGGGAGAGAAAGGAAGGUAAUGGUGGGAAGGUUGGAUAUGAUGUGAGUCAUCCCGUGAGUAGAGUGUGUCAGGAGAGGGAGAGUGUGGCACAACCGCUGCUAAGGGUCGGGGGCCAGAACUUAAACCUGGGGAGGUCCGCACUUUUGAGUGUCUCUCCUGGAAUGACAGAAGAGGAAGCAUGAGAGAGUGAGGCAGAGGGUAGAUGUGUAGUCCUCUCACGUGGCCUGGCGUGUUCCAAGAGGGGAAGAGUCACGUAGAAUAAACUGGCGCGGCACGGGCAGGCCAGACUCCUGCCUGGUGCCUUGGGCGCUGCUUUGCAGCACCUCUGGGAGUGGUGCCUUUGUUUUAGAAACCUGCCACCGAGCCCACAAAUACAAAAGAGAUGUAAGCAAUAACAAUCCUGUAAAUUUUUAUUGAUUGAGUUUUUAAAUUGAUAAUUUAAGCUCUCUCCAUACAAUACAAAAUACUUCUUAAAGACAGCAAGUCAUAUUAUUUGUAGGUAUGAGGACCCAGCUUUAAUUUUUUUCCUUCGUCUAGAUUUGCAUGUUUUCCCUCUCUAGUCUUCUAAAUUGCUGGCACCAGCAGUAAUAAAUACUGAUAAAAUCAAAAUUGAUUUUUACCAGUGGACAGUUUAUGCCUAGAGAGAUGGCUUAUACCUACAUAACACAGAAGGGGGGAAAAUGAGGAACCUCCAGUGAUCCGUGAAAACCUAAACGCUUUCAAACAAAUCCCAGGAACAGAACUGCUAUCCAAAGAUAUCAGUGCGGACUUGCAGGCUGUGUUGGGUCUGAUAUAACUGAAUGCAGUGAUAGCUCAGAGCUAAAUAGCCUUUCAAAUUAAUUUGAAAACAAACUGUGUGUGUGUGUGUGUGUGUGUGUGUGUAGCAUAUGUACUAUAUGUAAGUAGCUUAACAUUUUCCAAAUGGUGCCUAUAUAUUUUGCACACACAAAUCUUUGUAUUUGCAAACUCAAACCCAUGCCAAAACACAGCUCCAUUUGUCAUCGUCAGCCCCUUCUGUAAACUAGACCAUUUACAAGUUUCUGGGGAUGGUUUGUGAAAUUCUUGAUUUGAACGAAAGAUCCAAGGAGGGAGGUGGGACCCUGGGCGUCCCAGGUCCCCACCCAGCCCUCCUCAGGGGCAGGGGCCGCUGCGCCCCCUGCUGGCGGGCCGCUCCCCGAGGGCGGCCUCCCCCGGCCUGUCCCAGCGCCUCCGGCUAGAGGCAUGCUUGCCGUUGAAGGGACCUGCUCUGAGGAAGUCCCUGAGAGCCGGGUGGGAGCUGCUACGGCCCCGACCAGUGCUGGAGCCGGGAGGCACCUCGGGCCUAGCCGCACCGCCCGCACCGCCCGCCCGGGGGCUCCCUCAGGCUCUCCCCGCCCCGCUGGGUGUGUGGAAGGCCGCUCUCUGUAACCUGCCUCGGACGGAGCUGCUUUGACAGGAACCUAGGGAAAGUUGCUGUUCCAGCCAGCGCUCCCUCUGCCCUGUGCAGAACAUUUCCAGAACGUUCCCUCACCACAGCUGUGACCCGGGGGUGGGGAGCGGGGGGAGCUGGGGGCUCUGUGUUGCACGUGAGGAAAUGAAGCUUCCGAGAUGUUACGCUGAGCAGCUUUGCAGAGCCUCUCCCUGGGCACGAAGGCCGCCGUGAGGCUGGGAUCGCUAAGGCACGGCCUGGAGCUCCGUGCCUCCCGCUCAGCGGAGCCGCGUGGAGGCUCCGGUGUGUGACUCCCACGGCCUCGGCCACUCGGACCGUUUGUACCCUCAUCAGAGAUGUUGCCCUUCAUCCCUCAUGCGGUCACUCUCAAGAAGAAGUAGAACCCAGACUCGUGCCGAGAUGCUUUUCUAAUUUCUUUUUGAAACUAAACACACUUCAGACUGAGGAAAAUGUGCGUUUUCCCUUUUCUGGUUGCCUGAAGAUCUCCGCUGAUGCUCGCGGGGAGUGAAUCUGGGGGCCGUAGCAAGGAAACACGCCAGUCUGUCUCAGGGAGGCAGGGAAGGAGGCUUUCCACGGGGCUUUCCAGAACCUGUAAAUUAAACGUGAAGCGGAGGGCAGUUCAUGAGAAUAGGUAUCACAGAAGAGGCCUGCCGAGUUCAAGGGCGGCCGGCUGCUCGGCUCAGCCCUCGCCCCAAGUUGGCGCCACGCUUCUCUGGCUAAUCCUGGAAGGGCACAAGUCACAGCAGACCCUGGUGGGGAGCAGCAGCCAACGGGCCUCCAGCCAGACUCCUGAACCACAGCCCAUGGGCUCGACCCCCCAGGAUGUCACCUGGGGUGCCCGAGCCGCCCCCCCUCCCCGCCAGCCCCUGGCAGGGGAUCCGGACCUCCGUCUGUGGGGUGUUAGCCACGUCAUCUAGGCCACUGAAAAGGUUCUUUUUACUUACGUUCAUCACAGGGGUAUUUUGGAAAAUUCAGAAGACUGGAACACACAUGAACGGUUGUGUGUAAUAGUUACAAGUGAAACCCGAGGAGGUAGAUGAGAGGUUGUCUCGAGUAAUAUAAUUACUUUGGAUUUUUUUCCUAAUGGAAUUAAUUCAUUAGAAAAUAAUCUGCAUCGACUCCGUAGAGGAAGAAAAAGCUAGCAACAAAAACAUAGCUAUUACCUAACUUGCCGUAGAUAUUUGCAAUCAUGAUACCUUGGAAUGUUGCCACAAUAUGGAUUGCUUUGAUUAAAAGAUGUCAGUUGAAUAAAACAGUACCAUGGGAUAAUAGUUUGCUGCUGCUAGAUAAAUGCUAAUGUUUAUUUUUAAACCAGGAAACAUUGAUCCUGUGACAAUGCCCUAUUAGAAUUACUUUAUUAUACCACAGGGUUGAUGUAUAUUUAAUCAUUCGGCUAAUGGACACGGGCGCAGGACGGCCCGUGUGCUCGCUGCAGUCCCUCGAGUGCCACCCGAGGGGCCCGGUCACUCCGGCCCUGCGCCACCGCCGCCGGCCCGAGCGAAAUAGGUCACCGUUCACCCUGUUUCCCUUCAGAACAUGCCAACCAGGGUAGACAAGCCCAGUAGCUCGACACGGUUUCACUAAGGCGUAGCGCAGACGAUGCAUACAUAGCUUUUUGUGACUUAAAACAAUGACAGAUUAGCAUGCAUGUUUCUCACGUUGACUCGAUGGUUUUCCACGCGACACGAAAAGGUCUGGUUCUCUCUCUGAACCGGAAGCCGGCAUUCCCAUCUUCCUUUUGUACUUCAGGGUUCAGCUGUGACCCUCCGCCGCGGCAUUCGUUUCAAACGAGGUUUUUCCAUGGACUCUUCUACUUGGAUUCAGAGGUCAGAAUUUAUUGUCUGUAAUACUGAGACCAUGUGUACAAGCCCCGCUUGCCUUCAGCAUUCAUGCGUUUAGCACACAUUUAUUGGUUUACCUUCUGUAGGUUAGGUGCUGGAGGAGAUGCUGAGGAAUUAAUCAACGGGAGCGAUUUGUUUUUGUGCUUUUCAUUCGUAAGCAACCUCAGUAAAGUGAUUUGAGCUUCUAUGUAGAGAGCAGACUGCAGAGUACAUUUGGUUCUCAUUUCUGCUGCUAGCAUUUCCUUUUUUAAGAAUUUAUAAACUGCUGCCAUUUGGAACUUCCUAUAAGAAACUCUGAAUGAUCUAUUUAAAUGUUCCCUUUACCUCUUCUCUCCUUUGUGAGUAAAGAAGUCAUUUCAGCGGUGCACGCGGUCCCCCCCCUCUGCUUUACAGCUUUCUCCCUGUCUUGGGGGGAAAAAAAAUCUCUGCAGUUUGCGGUGUGUGUUUUUAUUCUGACUCCAAUGUACACUAACAUUUUGGGGAUCGAGUAUUUUAAGAGAUGUCUUAGAAUGCUUUCAUUUUCAUAAUUUUUCUUUUCUGUAUUUUAAGUUGUAUUUCCUGUUUUGACAGAGAAUUCAUUUAAAAAGUUGGUACAGGAAAGGACUCUACCAUCAUACGUUCUGGUUAUCUGAUAUGUAAUAAAUUCAUGGUUUUAUGGCUGACUUUACAUUUCCCGGAGGGAAGGAGAUGUAUUUCUGCAGUGUCCAGAUCGAAAGAGCCAUUCACAACGUGUUCUCACAUGUUCUGUGUCGGCCUGAUGAAACCUGCCCUACCGAGGCAUAAACUUUUGUACUAGCUGUCUCCGUAUUAUGUUCAAUAAAUUCUGUGCUCUGAAUAUA